This is a messenger RNA of Prosopis cineraria, 779 nucleotides long. RefSeq names its product cyclin-dependent kinase A-1-like. Gene Ontology annotation, molecular function: cyclin-dependent protein serine/threonine kinase activity; ATP binding. The record is from RefSeq and is a predicted model, not a curated record. The transcript has 5 exons. Gene Ontology annotation, biological process: protein phosphorylation. Bases 21 to 779 code for a protein of 252 amino acids. Gene Ontology annotation, cellular component: nucleus. Lineage: Eukaryota; Viridiplantae; Streptophyta; Magnoliopsida; Fabales; Fabaceae.
CUCUCCACUCUCAUUUCAAAAUGUGUGAAUUCGUUCAAACUAUCAUAAGUUUCUGCGAAUCUGUGGUUAUGUGCUGUUCCGAAUGGGGAAUGUGGAAUCCCUGGAUUGGAUCGGUACCCAAUUUAGAGGAAUUAAACUACAAUGUUAUUGGCCCGGUUACAGACUGUACGUUGAACAAGGUUUACCGUUGUGUUAAAGCUGAUGUCGAUCAAUCGAUGGUAUUCAUCAAGGAGAUUUUCAUGCCUGACGGAUAUAAUACAGCUGUUCAGACAUCGAUAAGUGCUAAAACGAGUUUUUUUCGAUUCCACGGUCAUCCAAACAUUAUAAGGGAGCUGCGUUCAUUCAGGAGGGGGAAUUACAUGUAUAUUGUUUAUGAGUAUUUUUCCGUUGAUCUUUCCAAUUUCAUUUCGUUUCCAAAGAUCCAGAGAGAUCCGCAGACAAGAUUGAUUCUUCAGCAGAUACUCUCUGCCGUAAAACAUUGUCAUUCUUAUGACAUUAUCCUCGGGGAUAUAAAACCAAAGUACAUACAAAUUAAUUUCACUGCUCGUUUAAUCAAGCUAGCUGACUUCGGUUUCGCCGGCGCAUAUGGAGAUCCCUGGGCAUCUUAUCCUAUAAAACCCUCCCAAUACAGUGCUCCUGAACUCCUGUUUAGAACUCGUCAACAUUCAAAGGCAGCUGAUAUGUGGUCUGUCGGCUGUAUAUUUGGAGAGCUGGUAAUUGGGAAACCUGUAUUCCAGGGCACAACUACAAGGGAACAAUUGGUGUCAAUUUUUCGGUAA